CGUUAACUGCAGCUGCUGCGAGAAAAUCUACCAACUUCCUGCUGGCUGGGUGGAAAAAUACAGGAAACAACGAGAGCUUGAAACGGUGCUGAGUCACUGGUUGCUAUGGCAACGGCCCACAGCACCACUCCUCAAACAGUCCCUGUGUGUCAAACUGCUGGGUCCAACACCUUUACUCAUCAGUCAGGUUACAGGAAGAGCUUUUACGCUUUUCAAAGGCCGCAGCCAGCAGGUUGAUACGGGCGGUUACCCAGGGCGGCACCAGAACUGGGGGAGGCACAUAAGAACUGAUGUUUGGUUAAAACAUUUACAGUCCUGUGAAAACUACUCAACCCCUUAUAGACUUUAAAUAGGCUGUUCAUGCAGGAAAACUCUCCAGUGUGUCCAGAACAAUUCAGCAGAGCAGAGUGGGUCAGAACUGCUGCUGCUCAGGGUGUACUUACUUUCCUACAUAGAACCAUGACUCAGGAGCCAUAAUGAGAGCAGAAACACUUUUAACAAAGUAAUGACUGAAAGGAACAAAAGUCCUGCUGAGAUUUUAAAUAAAGAGAGUAAAUUGAAAUGUUUCUUCAUUGAAUUUGGACUUUGAUGAUUUACAUUUAAAAACAUUGAAUUUACUGUUUGUGCUGAAUGAUAAACCUGUUUAAAAGCAAAAUAAAAACCAUGAUGUAUGUACAUAUAUUAUAAUUCAGCCCAGAGGUCAGAUAAUUCCUAUAUGACUUGGGAAAAGUUUUUAUUUUUGACUUAUUUUAAAACAUUAAAUGUCAUGUCUUGACCCAUUUCUCAAGUAGCCUUUAUACCAAAUACUGUUAACUCUUACUUGAGUAGUUUCUUGGAUGUAAGAAUAUACUGAAGUCGUACUCCUUUUACUUGAGUUUCAGUUUUUACUUUACCAACAUCUAUAUAAAGGUCAGCAGGAAUGGAAAGAUAUUUGCCAAACGAUUCAGAUCCCGGGAAGGAAACGGAAUUCCCAUGGCUGUUCGAAAGAAAACUGUUGAAACUGUUAUCCAAACACGCCAGUGCGCAUGCGCUGCAGUGGAGUGACGUGUCUGAACAGUGUCAAACGGGAUGUAAAAAUGAUCGAAAAGGCUCCGGAUAAACAAACGAACCAGGUUAACAGGAGCCAGAACCAGCCGUCCGGAUCGCUGCACAGCCAGGGCUGAACUCUCGGAACCGAACCGGAGGACCGGGGGAUGUCUCGGAGGCGGCUGGACAGCCGCAGCGGGCUGCUGGCGGAGUCCCAGACCCCGAUCAGCUCCGAGCCGCUGGAGAUCGCCUAUGAGGUGACCGGAGAGCUGGGCAGGGGGAAGUUUGCGGUGGUGAAGCGCUGCGUGGAGAAAAGUUCUGGGAAAGAGUUCGCCGCCAAGUUCCUGAGGAAGAGGAGGCGGGGCCGGGACUGCCGGGCCGAGGCCGUCCAUGAGAUGGCGGUUCUGGAGCUGGCCCGGAACAGCCCGCGGGUCGUCAACCUGUACGCCGCCCACGAGACUGACCACGACCUGGUGCUGCUGCUCGAGUACGCCGCCGGCGGGGAGAUCUUUGACUUGUGCGUGUCGGAGGAGCUGCUGCCUGAGGCCCAGGUGACCCGGCUGAUCCGACAGACCCUGGAGGGGGUCCAACACCUGCACCAGAACCAGCUGGUCCAUCUGGACCUCAAGCCGCAGAACAUCCUGCUGACCAGCCUGGCGCCGCUGGGCGACAUCAAGAUCGUGGACUUCGGCCUCGCCCGCCGCCUGGGGACGGCCGGCGAGCUGCGGGAGAUCCUGGGAACGCCCGAGUACGUAGCUCCAGAGGUUCUGAACUACGAGCCGAUCACCACGGCGACGGACCUGUGGAGCGUGGGCGUCAUCGCCUACAUGCUGGUGACGGGCGAGUCGCCGUUCCUCGGAGACGACAAGCAGGAGACGUACCUGAACGUGUCGCAGGUCAACGUGGACUACAGCCGCGACGCGCUGAGCCGCGUCUCCGAACUCGCCGUCGAUUUCAUCAGGAAGCUGCUGGUCAAGGCGCCAGAGGACCGGCCCAGCGCCGCAGAGUGCCUCAGUCACCCGUGGUUGUGGCAGCAGCCGCCGUGCCUGAACCCGGAGCCGGUUCUGGUCCGGCCCGUCCGGGAGCGGAGCUGCGGCACCAAGUGGGCAGCGCCGCUGGAGGACAAGGAGAACUUCCUGGACUCGCCCCAUUCCCACGCCAAGAGGUUCCGCCUGGAGGAGGAGACGGCCGGAGACGGCGACUUCUGAAGACGCCUGAGGCGACGCGGCGCGGACGGCUUCUUCUUCUUCUGUUUUAAAUAGUUUUAAGCUCCCAGAAGCUCUAAUCUGCUUCACUGAUCCUCCAGUCCAACCAAAGAUAACAGCUUCCUGUUUCUGUUCAGCAGCGCUGCUGGACGCCUCCUCCACAACGGCUGCACUGCAGCAUCUAUUUAGGGAAAUCUAUGCAGUUUGAAUCUAUGCCUUAAAGUAGGAAAACCCGUCGGGGUCACCUGGAAGAGCCGCCUGCUGCCGUCACCAGGGAAACCGUUUCCAUCGCCGGCCGCUCCCCGCCGGAUCUCUGCACCCAAACGUAGCUCAGGGUUUAGCUGUAGAGCAGCUGAUGUUCGCACGCCGCGCCGCACACCGUUUCCUGUCAGGACAUACGGCGGCUAACAGGUGCAGCUAUCACCGAAAACUAGCUGCAAAAACUUGAAUGAUGAAACUCCAAAACAAAAAAGAAAAACUCUACGAAGGAAACAAGCAAAAUGGAAAACAGCAAAGACAUCCGGUAUGAAACGUUGUAAACUCAGUCCUCCGCUCCACUAGGGGGAGCCUGGAGUCGGUAAUAUUACCUACGAAAAUAUGCUGCUGUUCUAUGUUAUAAAAAACUGUAUUUGAAAAAGAUGUGAAGUAUUUCUUCCUCCCUCCAACUUUCCCUCCAGAUGGUUUGGUGGUCGGCGCCUCCUGGUGGUCUGGAGGGUUUCAGUGGAGGAGUUAGCAGAGUUUCUGUUUCCUGUAGUUGGGUCGUUUGAGUUUUUCUGAUUGUUAGUUUUUGUGUUUCAGUCAGUUAGCAUCAUGUUUUCAUCGUAUUCGCGCCGCCCAGCCGCCGUACGUUGCUUCCUGCGUAGCACCUACUUCCUGUGCAGGAAGGAAGGGGCGUGUCUGAAGCCAUUCCAGAGUGAUCAUCUCAGGGCGCCGCUCCGCCUGCCACUGGCCUGCUACUGUUGUUAUUAUUAAUGUUAUUUAUGUGCUGGACUGAUUCUGGAUGUUUUAUGAAACGAUGAGCUCAUGUCUUAAUGUUGGCUGAUUGUGGAGGGAAGCAGCUGAUUGAGGAGGCUUUUAUGCUGAAAGGAACUGAGGGAAGUAGAAAUGUGUUGCAGGACGAAUCUGAAAGAUUUGAGUUGGGCAGCUGAAGGAGAGAAACGAGGGAGCAGAGGAAGUGAGAGAGGCGGCGUGCCACAGCGGCUGACCUCAUGACCUCACCACGGGGCACAAAGGGCUCUGUGAGGACGCCCCGUCCCGGGACGUCCCGUGCCGCCGCCGCAGGGAGCCGGUCUGACAUCAGCUGCUUCGCUGGGCCUCCAUGUUUUUUCUGCUGAUUCCUCCUGUUCCAGUCAAAUCAGCCACAAGCACAGAGACCAACGGCUGAAAGGAUGUAACUUUAUUUUUAUUUGUUUUUUAAUGUUUGAGCGUAAUUACAUUUUCAACAGAAGAAAUAAUCUGUAAUCUGAUAACUGCUGGCUAAUCUGUAAGUGUCACACAGCAAACUGGAAAAGCUCAUUAAAGUUGUAGACAACAG
Messenger RNA from Xiphophorus hellerii (green swordtail), 3765 nucleotides. RefSeq names its product serine/threonine kinase 17b (apoptosis-inducing) (gene stk17b). Gene Ontology annotation, biological process: positive regulation of apoptotic process; protein phosphorylation; intracellular signal transduction. The coding region runs from base 1194 to 2234 and encodes 346 amino acids. The transcript has 8 exons. NCBI's taxonomy places the organism in Eukaryota, Metazoa, Chordata, Actinopteri, Cyprinodontiformes, Poeciliidae. The record is from RefSeq and is a predicted model, not a curated record. Gene Ontology annotation, molecular function: ATP binding; protein serine/threonine kinase activity. Gene Ontology annotation, cellular component: nucleus.